GAUCCAAGCUAUGGAUAAUAAUCUCCAAUUGGGUUUUGUUGAACAGGGUAAUUAGGUAGAUGUUUACAGAGGAUUGGGGAGCGAGGUUGAAAAAUAUACACUCACCCACAGUAAUUAACAAGAGGGUAUACGCCAACACCCCCCUCUCUCUGUUAGGGUUUUUUGGUUUUGGUCGAUGAUAGGAUCUUGACUUCAGUCUUUGUAUCAAGGUGCAUUGGUUACAGUGUGAUAUGAGUGAAGAAAAGGAACCAUCUAGUUCUCGGAAGCAAUUAUCUUGCACCACCUGCUUUGAUGAGCUCUGGUUCUGCUACUCUAUAGUUCAUCAAAUGCAGAGGUAUUAUCGGCUUGGAGUUCUUGACAACUGCUCCGAAAAGUGGAGCGCUCUUGUUGAUUGUUUAACUUUAAAGACAAAACGCUCAUCUGAAGUACAGGAAAUUCUGGAAGCUAGGGCAAAAUCAAAACUCCAUAUCUGGACUUUUAGAACACCAGAAGAAGCAUCAUCUCACUGGAAAGACCUAUUUGGAGACUUGGAUGAUAUGGCGUGAUCAGAAUAUUCAACUAACAUGUUUCUUUUUAGGUUCAAUUACUCCAAAUAAAUUAAAAUCCAGAGAAACAGUGAAGGAAGUAGGGGGAUUUUCUUUGAAUUUCUUUCUUCUCUCUGUUUUAUAGCUCUUGAAAUUUGCAAUUUAUAUAUAAUCUCUGCCCAUGUUGUGAUAUUAGAGAUGGACAUCAACCAAAUGCAAUCCAAUUAUAAGUUUAAUACCAAGAAGCAAGAACAUUUCCACCAA
Messenger RNA from Carica papaya (papaya), 788 nucleotides. The record is from RefSeq and is a predicted model, not a curated record. Lineage: Eukaryota; Viridiplantae; Streptophyta; Magnoliopsida; Brassicales; Caricaceae.